AUGUGGAGCCGACCGGUUAUGAUGCAGCCAGGGAAAAGAAGGGAGAAGAAGGCGGCAGGGCUUCGGUGCGGCACUUCCGGUCAGUGGGAGAGGAUAUCCCAGGGGAUAUUCCGCGGCAUCAGCACAUCAUCAUCGAUCGUCAUUGACUCUCUGAUCUCCUGUUUGACCUCCAGGCGCAUGGUCGAAUGCGGGUCGUCUGAUCUUGAAGUGAGCGCGGAGAUGGCGCACUCUUCUCCGCCCACCCCCGGGCUUUUGCCAAUAGGUGAAUGGACGUGCUUAUUAUGGCCUAGCUUAGAUCUCCAACCUAGGAAGUGAAAGGAGGCUUUAACUCUGAUGGUCUCUCUCUCUCUCUCUCUCUCUCUCUCCUGCAGUGUCGUACUCUCAUUACACCUUAGAACGUUCGGCGGCAUGCAGCGCAGCGGCUUCUUGUCGGGAAAGGAAAACCUAAGAAAUGGAAUACGAACACUUCCCAUAAACCUGUGUUAG
This is a messenger RNA of Spirodela intermedia, 486 nucleotides long. Lineage: Eukaryota; Viridiplantae; Streptophyta; Magnoliopsida; Alismatales; Araceae. The record is from the annotation of a GenBank genome assembly.